UGGGAAGCAGGCGCAGUAGCUAUAUCCGCCAGACCGAGACAGACGGUGCCUACUGCUAGCUGAGUUAGCUACAAUAGAGUCAGCAGUUAGCAACUAGCUUCAGAGUCACAGCUCCUUUACUACAUAUAAGAGACUGAGGAAGAGUGUGUGUGUGUGUGUUUGACAGCGUGUGUGUCGACGCGCUCGACCGUCCCGAAGUCACUCUUCCGUCUGUACCUGUGUGUGUGUGUGUGUGUGUGUGUAUGUGUGUGUGUGUAUGUGUGUGUGUAUAUAUAAACCCCCCUAUCUCCCUCUUCCUGUUCAGAGCAGCGGCGUGCCCGUGAUUGUGUGUGUCUGAGUCUGUGUGUGUGUGUGGUUAGCAAGCAAAGAAGCAAACGCACACACAUAAACAUACUGUGAUAGUCGACUGUUUACAUUUAGUGUCCGGUUACCUGCCAGCGGAUACCAAGACAGGACCAGCAUGAUGUUGAGGUACGUCGGAGUCCGUGGCGGCCUCGGCCUGUUGGCCGUGAGGAGAGUGUGUCUCCUCUCCCGCUUUGCCCACUCUGCCCCACAGAACGAGUAUCGACCAAUCAAGAAAGUCAUGGUGGCUAAUAGAGGUGAGAUCGCCAUCCGUGUGUUCAGAGCCUGCACUGAACUGGGGAUUCGGACCGUGGCCAUCUACUCCGAGCAGGACACUGGACAGAUGCACAGGCAGAAGGCAGAUGAGGCUUACCUCAUCGGGAAAGGCCUGCCACCUGUUGCCGCAUACCUGCAUAUUCCUGACAUCAUCAAAGUAGCCAAGGACAACAACGUGGACGCCAUCCAUCCAGGCUACGGUUUCCUCUCCGAGCGAGCAGACUUUGCUCAGGCCUGCACAGACGCAGGGGUGAUGUUUGUGGGGCCGACUGCAGAAACGGUCCGCAAGAUGGGAGACAAGGUGGAGGCUCGUUCCAUCGCCAUCAGCGCAGGCGUACCUGUGGUCCCAGGAACAGAUGCCCCCAUCUCCAGCCUGCAGGAGGCGCAGGCGUUCGCCCAGACAUACGGCUUCCCCAUUAUCUUCAAAGCAGCCUAUGGAGGCGGUGGUCGAGGCAUGAGGGUGGUCAGAGAGUACGAGGAGCUUGAGGAGAAUUACCAACGGGCCUACUCUGAAGCUCUGACGGCUUUUGGGAACGGAGCCCUGUUUGUCGAGAAGUUUAUUGAAAAGCCGAGACACAUUGAAGUACAGAUCCUUGGCGAUAAAUAUGGUAAUGUCGUCCACCUCUACGAGAGAGACUGCUCCAUUCAGCGGAGACACCAAAAGGUUGUGGAGAUUGCGCCAGCCUUCCAACUGGACCCUCAUCUGAGAGACCGACUUCACGCUGAUGCUGUAACCCUCGCCAAACAGGUGGGCUACGAGAAUGCAGGUACCGUGGAGUUCUUGGUGGAUAAACACGGCAAACACUACUUCAUUGAAGUCAACUCCCGACUCCAAGUUGAACACACGGUCACCGAAGAAAUCACAGAUGUGGACCUGGUGCAUGCCCAGCUGCACGUGUGUGAGGGCCGCAGCCUGCCAGAACUGGGCCUCAAACAAGACAAGAUCAGGGUGAACGGCUGUGCGAUCCAGUGCAGAGUGACGACCGAAGACCCAGCCAGAGGCUUUCAGCCAGACACUGGCAGGAUUGAGGUUUUCAGAAGCGGUGAAGGCAUGGGUAUCCGUCUGGACAGCGCCUCAGCCUUUCAGGGUGCUGUCAUUUCACCCCACUACGACUCCCUGCUGGUCAAAGUCAUCGCCAGCGGGAAAGACCUGCCGACAGCAGCUUCCAAGAUGAGCCGAGCCCUGGCCGAGUUCAGAGUGCGAGGGGUCAAGACCAACAUCCCGUUCCUCCAGAAUGUCUUUUCCAACCACCAGUUCCUCCACUCCACAGUGGACACCCAGUUCAUCGACGAGAAUCAGGAGCUCUUCAACCUCAAACCCACCCAGAACCGAGCCCAGAAACUACUGCACUACCUCGGUCAUGUGAUGGUGAAUGGACCAACCACACCCAUACCAGUCAAGGCCAAGCCCUCCGCUAUAGACCCUGUCAUCCCUCAUGUCAGCAUGGGCGACCCACCAGUAGGUUUCCGUGACGUGUUGCUGCGUGACGGUCCCGAGGGGUUCGCUAAGGCAGUCCGUGCCCACCAAGGUCUGUUGCUAAUGGAUACCACUUUCAGGGAUGCCCACCAGUCGCUCCUCGCAACCAGAGUUCGGACCCAUGACUUGAAGAAGAUCUCACCAUUCGUCAGCCACAACUUCAACAACCUUUUCAGCUUGGAGAACUGGGGAGGUGCUACCUUUGAUGUGGCCAUGAGGUUCCUGUCAGAGUGUCCAUGGAAGAGACUCCAGGAGCUGAGAGCUCUGAUCCCCAACGUCCCAUUCCAGAUGCUGCUGAGAGGAGCUAAUGCUGUGGGCUACACCAACUACCCUGACAAUGCUGUCUAUAAGUUCUGUGAGGUGGCCAAGGAGAACGGCAUGGACAUCUUCCGCGUGUUUGAUUCCCUGAACUACUUGCCCAACAUGUUGCUGGGCAUGGAAGCCGCUGGAGCAGCAGGUGGCGUGGUGGAGGCUGCCAUCUCGUACACAGGAGACGUUUCCGACCCAAUGAGGCAGAAGUACUCUCUGGACUACUAUGUGAAUCUAGCAGAUGAGCUUGUCAAAGCUGGCACCCACAUCCUAUGUAUCAAGGAUAUGGCCGGUCUGCUGAAGCCACAGCCCAGCAAGCUUCUGAUUAGCGCACUGAGAGAUCGUUUCCCAGAAGUGCCCAUCCACGUGCACACACACGACACAGCUGGAGCUGGUGUAGCCGCUAUGCUGGCCUGUGCUGAGGCUGGAGCUGAUGUAGUGGAUGUGGCGGUUGACUCAAUGGCGGGGAUGACUUCUCAGCCCAGCAUGGGAGCUAUCGUGGCCUGCGCCAAGGGGACCAAGCUUGACACCGGUAUUGCUCUGGAAAAGGUAUUUGACUACAGUGAAUACUGGGAAGUAGCCAGAGGUCUUUAUGCUCCAUUUGACUGCACUGCCACCAUGAAAUCUGGCAACGCUGAUGUCUAUGAGAAUGAGAUACCCGGAGGACAGUACACCAACCUCCACUUCCAGGCUCACAGUAUGGGACUGGGAAACAAGUUCAAGGAGGUGAAGAAGGCCUACGCUGAAGCCAACAAACUACUGGGAGACCUCAUUAAGGUGACUCCAUCCUCAAAGAUCGUUGGCGACUUGGCCCAGUUCAUGGUGCAGAACAACCUGACCAGGGCUGAGGUGGAGGAGAGGGCGGAUGAGUUGUCCUUCCCUCUGUCUGUGGUUGAAUUCCUGCAGGGAUUCAUUGGAAUACCACAUGGAGGAUUCCCAGAGCCGUUUAGAUCUAAGGUGCUGAAGUCCCUCCCCCGCAUCGAGGGCCGUCCUGGCGCCUCUCUACCACCGAUGGACUUCAAUGCCCUGGAGGAGGGGCUCCGAGCCACUCACGGUGAUGAAAUCACCCCUGAAGAUGUGAUGUCAGCAGCCAUGUACCCCAAGGUGUUCCAGGAAUUUAAAGAAUUCACUGCUAACUUUGGACCAGUGGACUGUCUCAGCACCAGGCUGUUCCUGGAUGGACCCAAGAUCGCUGAGGAAUUUGAGGUGGAGCUGGAGAGGGGGAAGAUCCUCCACAUCAAGGCACUGGCACUGGGUGACCUGAACAAGGCCGGCCAGAGAGAGGUCUUCUUUGAACUGAACGGACAGCUGAGAUCUGUGCUGGUUAAAGACACAGUCGCCAUGAAGGAAAUGAAGUUCCACCCCAAGGCCCAGAAGUCCAUCAAGGGUCAGGUGGGGGCACCCAUGCCUGGAAAAGUCCUGGAGGUCAAAGUGGAAGUUGGAUCCAAGGUGGAGAAGGGUCAGCCACUGUGUGUCCUCUCAGCCAUGAAGAUGGAGACGGUGGUCAACUCCCCGUUGUCCGGGACCGUUAAGGCAGUCCAUGUCACAGCCGAUUCCUCCCUGGAGGGAGAUGACCUGAUACUGGAAAUCGAGGAGUAGAGUGAGAGGGUGGAAGGAGCAAGGGAGGGGAGGGGGUUAGACAAUCUGAUUUUGGAAGUGGUGAGAGGUGGAGGAACAGAGGAGAUUAAGAAAAGAGGAAGAUGGAGGAAAAAAAAAGAUGCAGCUCUCAUCUGUGGCAUUACUGCAGGACUUUAUGGGCCCCCAACUUGUACAUAUUCUGUUUGGUUACACUGGGGACACAAAAUGAAGCACAGCUCUACGCAUAUUCAGACACCCAGUGGGUGUUAAGAGUAGAUGAUAUGUGAAACAAUGUGAAAUAAUACAUUAAUUUAAUGGAAAUUCCUUAUCAAAGUCUACCACAAAUGAAAUCCAAAAGCUUUUCAACAUUUAAUUCUCCCAAAAGCCAAGAAACAGUCCCCAGUAUAUCUGCUAAUGUCCUGUCAACUUGUGGAAAAUAACAUAGUUUAGAACAUCUUUGAAUUGUAAUACAUUCCAUUACUUCAACGCUAGUCUUAAAUGUGAUGUACUACAAAUUGACCUAACAUGUAUAACACUAACAGGGUCCUAACAUCUACUUGCAAUAAAUGUUACAAUUUCCAUUUC
Messenger RNA from Thunnus maccoyii (southern bluefin tuna), 4567 nucleotides. RefSeq names its product pyruvate carboxylase, mitochondrial-like. Bases 461 to 4003 code for a protein of 1180 amino acids. Gene Ontology annotation, cellular component: cytoplasm. Lineage: Eukaryota; Metazoa; Chordata; Actinopteri; Scombriformes; Scombridae. Gene Ontology annotation, biological process: gluconeogenesis; pyruvate metabolic process. The transcript is spliced from 27 exons. Gene Ontology annotation, molecular function: pyruvate carboxylase activity; ATP binding; metal ion binding. The record is from RefSeq and is a predicted model, not a curated record.